This is a messenger RNA of Abrus precatorius (Indian licorice), 2399 nucleotides long. Its product is annotated as ABC transporter G family member 21-like. Gene Ontology annotation, molecular function: ATP binding; ATP hydrolysis activity; ABC-type transporter activity. The transcript has 5 exons. Gene Ontology annotation, cellular component: membrane. The record is from RefSeq and is a predicted model, not a curated record. NCBI's taxonomy places the organism in Eukaryota, Viridiplantae, Streptophyta, Magnoliopsida, Fabales, Fabaceae. Bases 153 to 2168 code for a protein of 671 amino acids.
UGUGCUUCUCGUGCCUUGUUCACUUUUGUAACUCACCUUACCCGUUCACUCAUGUGACUCUCUCUCUUCACCACCUCUCUUCUUCACAUAAACAUCAAAAUAACCAUUCUCUUCCCUCAAAAGAAUCACAGUCAUAGAACCCAAUCUCUGAAAUGAUGCCCCCUCAGCAAGAAACCACCAUUACACCAAACAUUCCGGCCAUCCCAAACCGCUCGGAAAACAGCUCUGUCCAUGCUGAACCACCACCUUCCUCCACCAACAACAUUAAACCCACUUUAAGCAAUGACAUUCAGCACCAUCCACCUCCUUCAGCCACAAGAUUUUCCAUUCUUCACCAAUCCCUUCGUCCCGUUACCCUCAAAUUUGAGGAUGUUUCCUACAGCAUAGACUUUGGAAGGGACAAGAAUGGUUGUGUAUCAUCACAAAAGCCAAAGCUAACAAGGACGGUGUUGAAUGGUGUGACGGGGAUGGUGGGGCCAGGGGAGGUGAUGGCAAUGUUGGGUCCCUCAGGGAGUGGGAAAACCACCUUACUCACCGCCCUCGCCGGCCGUCUCGCCGGAAAACUCUCUGGCAACAUCACAUAUAAUGGCCACCCAUUUUCUAGCUCCAUGAGGCGUAACGUAGGGUUUGUGUCCCAAGAUGACAUGUUGUACCCUCACCUAACCGUGCUUGAGACUCUCACUUAUGCUGCCAUGUUGAAACUUCCCAAGAGUUUGAAUAGGGAAGAAAAGAUGGAGCAAGUUGAAUUGGUCAUUGUUGAACUAGGGCUGUCCCGGUGCCGGAACAGCCCGGUUGGCGGCGCCACCGCGUUGUUCCGGGGAGUUUCCGGCGGGGAGCGAAAGCGGGUCAGUAUUGGGCAAGAAAUGUUGGUGAACCCGAGUUUGUUGUUGCUGGAUGAGCCGACGUCCGGCCUUGAUUCCACCACAGCCCAGCGUAUCGUGGCGGUGCUCAAGAGCCUGGCCCGCAGUGGCCGGACGGUGGUGACAACCAUUCAUCAGCCUUCAAGCCGGUUGUAUUGGAUGUUUGACAAGGUGGUGGUGUUGUCGGACGGGUACCCGGUUUAUACCGGGCAAGCGGGUCGGGUCAUGGAUUAUUUUGAGUCCAUUGGGUUUGUACCCGCUUUCAAUUUCAUGAACCCGGCUGAUUUUUUGCUUGACCUUGCUAAUGGCAUAGUUGCUGAUGUCAGACAGGAUGAUCAGAUAGAUCACCAUGAGGAUCAAGCAUCAGUCAAACAGCUCCUAGUUUCAUCCUAUAAGAAAAACUUAUACCCUCUUCUCAAACAAGAGAUUCAACAGAAUAAUAGAGACCCAGGAUUUUUUAACACAGGAACAUCGAGAAGUUCUAAGAACCAAUGGACCACAAGUUGGUGGGAGCAAUUCAAGGUUCUGCUUAAGAGGGGUUUAAAGGAGAGGAGGCAUGAAUCUUAUUCUGGCCUAAGGAUUUUCCAAGUCUUGUCUGUCUCCAUUCUCUCAGGACUUUUGUGGUGGCAUUCUGAUCCCUUACACGUACAAGAUCAGGUUGGCUUGCUAUUCUUCUUCUCCAUCUUUUGGGGAUUCUUCCCUCUAUUUAAUGCCAUCUUUGCUUUCCCUCUGGACCGGCCAAUGCUUAUGAAAGAACGAUCAUCAGGCAUGUACCACCUCUCCGCCUACUACAUGGCACGAAUGAUUGGAGACUUGCCAAUGGAGCUUGUGCUUCCAACCAUAUUUGUAACUAUCACUUAUUGGAUGGGUGGUCUCAAGCCUUCUUUGGUUACAUUUGUCUUAACCCUUUUGAUCAUGCUUUUCAAUGUUCUUGUCUCUCAAGGAAUAGGCCUAGCACUUGGUGCCAUUCUAAUGGAUGUUAAACAGGCCACAACACUAGCUUCAGUGACCAUGUUGGUGUUUCUUUUAGCUGGUGGCUACUACAUUCAGCAAAUGCCAUCAUUUAUAGCUUGGUUGAAGUACAUUUCUUUUAGUCACUAUUGCUACAAGCUUCUAGUAGGAGUGCAGUACUCAGUAAAUGAGGUCAAUGAAUGUGGACCAGGGUUGCAUUGUAGGAUAAGAGAUUUUCCGGCCAUAAAGUGUCUUGGACUUGAUAGCUUGUGGGGAGAUGUGGCUGUAUUGGCUGUAAUGUUGUUUGGAUACAGAGUUGUGGCUUAUCUUGCUUUGAGGAUGGGGCUGCAUCAUUGACUAGAUAAGGAUCAUAAUAUUAAUUUUGCACUUUUAUUGUUGGGAUCAUUGCCUCAGUGGAAGUGGUAAGUCGGUUCAAGCUACAAGAAGAAUAUUAUAAAUAUUUCUGAUUAAUUGAUAUGAAAUGAAGCAAUUAAAAUUUGUGUAUAUGUAGUCCGUAUUCAUCAUGUAACUACUGCAAUAAUUCGGAAGCAACAUAUUUAAAGCACUGUGGUUGAUUGGUAUGAAAUG